AUGCCGCGGGGCCGCCCCCCGAAGCCCAAGGAGAGCAAGGCGCGCGGCGACACCGAUGGAGUUUUAACAUUGAAUGCGGAGAACACUAAUUAUGACUAUCAAGUUCCAAACUUCCAUAAAUGUGAAAUCUGUCUGCUAUCUUUUCCAAAAGAGUCCCAGUUUCAACGCCACAUGCGGGAUCACGAGCGAAAUGACAAGCCACAUCGAUGCGACCAGUGCCCCCAAACCUUUAAUGUUGAGUUCAACCUGACCCUUCACAAAUGUACCCACAAUGGGGAGGAUCCUACUUGUCCCGUGUGUAACAAGAAAUUCUCCAGAGUGGCUAGUCUCAAAGCACAUGUUAUGCUGCAUGAAAAGGAAGAGAACCUCAUCUGCUCUGAGUGCGGGGAUGAGUUCACCCUGCAGAGCCAGCUGGCCAUCCACAUGGAGGAGCACCGCCAGGAGCUGGCCGGGAGCCGCAGUCACACCUGCAAGGCCUGCAGGAAGGAGUUCGAGACGUCCUCACAGCUCAAGGAGCACAUGAAGACACACUACAAGAUCAGGGUGGCCGGCACCAGGUCAUACAACAGGAACAUCGACAGGAGCAGCUUCACAUACUCCUGCCCGCACUGCGGAAAGACGUUCCAGAAGCCGAGCCAGCUGACGCGGCACGUCCGGAUACACACAGGUGAAAGGCCAUUUAAGUGUAGCGAAUGUGGAAAAGCUUUUAACCAGAAAGGAGCGCUGCAGACUCACAUGAUUAAGCAUACGGGUGAGAAGCCCCACGCCUGUGCCUUCUGUCCCGCCGCCUUCUCUCAGAAAGGGAACCUCCAGUCCCAUGUGCAGAGGGUUCACUCCGAGGUCAAGAAUGGCCCUACUUAUAAUUGUACAGAAUGUAGUUGUGUAUUUAAAAGUUUAGGUAGCUUGAACACUCACAUCAGCAAGAUGCAUAUGGGUGGACCACAGAAUUCAGCAGGCGCUACAGAGACUGCUCACGUCUUAACGGCCACGCUGUUUCAGACUUUACCUCUCCAGCAGACGGAUGCCCAGGUCCCGUCGGCUCCCGGUCAGCAGAGCUCGCAGGUGGUGACCGACGUCAUCCAGCAGUUGCUGGAGCUGUCAGAGCCGGGGCCGGUGGAGGCCAGCCAGCCGCCCCAGGCUGCCCAGCAGCUGAGCAUCACCGUGGGCAUCAACCAGGACAUCCUGCAGCAAGCCUUAGAAAACAGUGGGCUGUCUUCAAUUCCAGUUGCAGCGCAUCCGAGCGACCCCAGCCACACCAAGGCCGCGGCAGCUCAGGGCCAGACCCCAGACGCUACGAGCAUUUCAAGCGAGCCAGCUGACCCUACAGACACAGAGCAAGAGAAAGAGCAGGAAAGCCCAGAGAAGCUGGAUAAAAAGGAGAAAAAGAUUAUAAAGAAGAAAUCACCGUUUCUACCAGGGUCGAUCCGCGAGGAGAACGGCGUGCGCUGGCACGUGUGCCCCUGCUGCGCCAAAGAGUUCCGCAAGCCCAGCGAUCUGGUGCGCCACAUCCGCAUCCACACCCACGAGAAGCCCUUCAAGUGCCCCCAGUGCUUCCGGGCCUUCGCCGUGAAGAGCACGCUGACCGCCCACAUCAAGACGCACACGGGCAUCAAGGCCUUCAAGUGCCAGUACUGCAUGAAGAGCUUCUCCACCUCGGGGAGCCUCAAGGUGCACAUCCGCCUGCACACAGGAGUCAGACCUUUUGCUUGUCCUCACUGUGACAAGAAGUUCCGAACCUCAGGCCACAGGAAGACUCAUGUCGCCUCUCACUUUAAACACACGGAGUUGAGAAAGAUGAGGCACCAGCGUAAACCUGCCAAAGUUCGCGUGGGCAAGGCGAAUGUCCCAGUCCCUGACAUUCCUUUGCAGGAACCGAUUCUCAUAACAGACGUAGGUCUUAUCCAGCCCAUUCCAAGGAACCAGUUAUUUCAAAGUUAUUUUAAUAACAAUUUUGUAAAUGAAGCAGAUAGACCAUACAAGUGUUUUUACUGUCAUCGUGCCUAUAAAAAGUCUUGCCAUCUUAAACAACACAUCAGGUCCCAUACAGGUGAAAAGCCCUUUAAGUGUUCUCAGUGUGGAAGAGGCUUUGUCUCUGCAGGAGUGCUCAAAGCGCACGUGCGAACGCACACAGGCCUGAAGUCUUUCAAGUGUCUGAUCUGUAACGGCGCUUUCACGACUGGGGGGAGCCUACGGCGACACAUGGGCAUCCACAAUGACCUCCGCCCCUACAUGUGCCCCUACUGUCAGAAGACGUUCAAGACCUCGCUCAACUGCAAGAAGCACAUGAAAACCCACAGAUACGAGCUCGCCCAGCAACUCCAGCAGCAUCAGCAGGCCUCCUCCAUGGACGACAGCACUGUGGACCAGCAGGGCAUGCACGUGUCCACACCGAUGCAGGUGGAGAUCGAGAGCGAGGCACUGCAGCCCAGCGCCGAGGCUGUGGCCGCCAACCCCGGGGCCAUGCUGGAGCUGGGGCCGCCGCACGGCGUGAGCGCCGAAGAGGCGGGGCUGGGCCCGCAGAUGGCGGGGCAGCCUUUGGAGGCAGAGGAAGACAGGUUCGUGGCCCCACAGCAGGCCCUGCAGGGGCACGUGGACCAGCUUCACGAGCAGGCACCCCCUCAGCAGUCCUUCGAACCGGCUGGCUUGUCUCAGGGUUUUACAGUGACUGACACAUACAGUCAGCAGACCCCGUUCCCCCCAGUCCAGCAGUUACAAGAUUCUAGCACACUGGAGUCCCAGGCCCUCUCCACGAGCUUCCACCAGCAGAACCUCCUUCCCGUGCCUGGCACCGACACCAUUAAUGUAACAACUCGUUUGAUUCAGGAGUCCCCCCAGGAGGAGAUGGACCUGCAGCCUCCGCGCCCCCCGUUCCUGGAGGAGGCGGAAGAGCAGAGCCGGCGCUCCUACAGGUGUGACUACUGCAGCAAAGGCUUUAAGAAGUCCAGCCACCUGAAGCAGCACGUGCGCUCACACACAGGGGAGAAGCCCUACAAGUGCAAGCUCUGCGGACGUGGCUUCGUCUCCUCCGGGGUCCUCAAGUCCCACGAGAAGACGCACACCGGAGUCAAGGCCUUCAGCUGCAGCGUGUGCAGCACUGCCUUCACCACCAACGGCAGCCUCACCAGGCACAUGGCCACGCAUGUAAGCGCGAAGCCCUACAGGUGUCCAUUCUGCGAGCAGGGCUUCCGGACCACAGUGCACUGUAAGAAGCACAUGAAGACGCACCAGGCAGCCGCCUCGGGCGGGUCGGCGCCAGGAGACGCGGACGGAGGAGAGAUGGGUCUGGAGGAGGAGGAGGACGGCUCCGAAAGAAGCACGUCCCGGAAGGCGCGCCCGGAGGUCAUCACCUUCACCGAGGAGGAGACGGCGCAGCUGGCCAAGAUCCCGCCGCAGGAGAGUGCCACGGUCUCGGAGCAGGUGCUGGUGCAGUCGGCCGCUGAGAAGGACCGCAUCAGCGAGAUGAAGGACCGGCAGGCCGAGCUGGAGGCCGAGCCCAAGCACGCCAACUGCUGCUCCUACUGUCCCAAGAGCUUCAAGAAGCCCAGUGACCUGGUCAGGCAUGUUCGAAUCCACACUGGAGAAAAGCCAUAUAGAUGUGAGGAAUGUGGGAAGAGCUUCACAGUGAAGUCCACCCUAGACUGCCACGUGAAGACUCACACAGGCCAGAAGCUCUUCAGCUGCCACGUGUGCAGCAACGCCUUCUCCACCAAGGGCAGCCUGAAGGUGCACAUGCGCCUGCACACCGGCGCGAAGCCCUUCAAGUGCCCGCACUGCGAGCUGCGCUUCCGCACGUCGGGGCGGAGGAAGACACACAUGCAGUUCCAUUACAAGCCGGACCCCAAGAAGGCCCGGAAGCCCGCGCCCCGAGCGGCGGCCGAGGGCCCGCAGCCCGUGAGCGCGGCCCCCGCACCCUCUGCUGACCCCGGCGUGUUCAUCAUGAACAGCCCGGUGCUGACCGGGCAGCUGGACCAGAGUCUGCUGCAGCCGGGCCUGCUGGGCCAGGCCGUCCUGCCGGCUUCCGUGUCAGCUGGUGGUGACUGGACAGUGUCUUUGACGGACGGGAGCUUGGCCACCCUGGAAGGCAUACAGCUACAGCUGGCAGCUAACUUGGUGGGGCCCAAUGUCCAGAUCUCCGGGAUCGAUGCCUCCACUGUCAAUAACAUCACUCUGCAGAUUGACCCGAGUGUCCUGCAGCAGACCCUGCAGCAGGGCAGCCUGCUUGCUCAGCAGCUGACAGCGGAGCCGGGCCUGGCCCCGCAGGGCAGCUCCCUGCAGACGCCGGACACCACAGUCCCGGCCAGUGUGGUCAUUCAGCCCAUCCCAGGCCUGUCCCUGCAGCCCACGGUGACAUCUGCCAACCUGGCCAUAGGCCCACUUUCGGAGCAGGACUCGGCGCUGGCCACCAGCAGCAGCGGGACGCAAGACCUCUCUCAGGUGAUGACCUCGCAAGGCCUGGUCUCCACCUCCGGCGGCCCCCACGAGAUCACGCUGACCAUCAACAACUCGAGCCUGAGCCAGGUGUUGGCCCAGGCUGCCGGGCCUGCUGCUGCCACAUCCUCGGGGCCGCCACAGGAGAUCACCCUGACCAUCUCUGAAUUCUUCUCGGAUCAUGUAGAAAAUAACGAUAGAAAAAUAGGUCAAGAUCUUAUUCAACACAGUUCUAAUGGAAGUAGUGAACUAAACGGAAGCAUAAGAUUGUCAGCACCUACAAUCAAUAAUCAAUCCGCAGGUGCCACCUUGACGAUAAGCAAUGACCAGCUUCUCUCACAGAGUGCAACAUUAAACUCUUCAGAACUUAACGCCACAGCUGGAAGCUUGCCUCCCACGACGCCACUGUCGCCGUCUGCUGUCUCUGCGCAGAGCCUGGUCAUGUCCUCGUCUGCGGUGGGGACCGAGGCCAGCGUCACGCUGACCCUGGCAGACACCCAGGGCUUGCUGUCCGGGGGGCUGGACACCGUCACGCUCAACAUCGCCUCUCAGGGUCAGCAGUUCCCAGCCCUACUCACGGACCCUUCUCUCUCGGGCGCGGGGGGUGCGGGCUCACCCCAGGUCAUCCUGGUGAGCCCCCCCGCACAGCCGCCGUCUGCCUGUGAGGAGAUCACCUACCAGGUGACGGACGUCUCUGCCAGCCUGGCCCCGGGCGGUGCGCCCGAGAAGGAGGCCCGGCUGCACGCGUGCCUGGAGUGCGGCUGCAGCUUCACCUCAGCCGGCCUGCUGCUGCAGCACAGCAAGGCAGCCCACGGGCGUGAGCGCAUCCACAUCUGCCCCGUGUGCAGGAAGGCCUUCAAGCGCGCCACGCACCUCAAGGAGCACAUGCAGACGCAUCAGGCCGGUCCUUCCUUAAGCUCUCAGAAGCCGCGGGUGUUCAAGUGUGACACGUGUGAGAAGGCCUUUGCCAAGCCCAGCCAGCUGGAGCGCCAUAGCCGCAUCCACACAGGGGAGCGGCCGUUCCGCUGCGCGCUCUGCGAGAAGGCCUUCAACCAGAAGAGCGCGCUGCAGGUGCACAUGAAGAAGCACACGGGAGAGCGGCCGUACAAGUGUGCCUACUGCGUCAUGGGCUUCACGCAGAAGAGCAACAUGAAGCUGCACAUGAAGCGGGCCCACAGCUACGCAGGGGCGGUGCCGGAGCCCGUGGGCCAGCAGGACCAUGGAGCAGAGGCGCUGAGCCACGCGCUGCACCUGGACGAGGUGGUCCCAGAGCCUGCGACCUACCGUAUGUUAGUAUACUGGGACCGUGAGAGAUGGCUGGACCACUUCUCUCCACGACAGAGAGCUGCCCGUCAGUCAGGAGAAGGCGGCACCUGGGGCGUGAACGUGAGGACAGAGUCAGCCUGACCCAUGAGUGAGGACUCGGCCGUCCCCGCUGGAGGCGGCCACGCGCGCCCGAGUCCCUGCCGGCCCACGGCCGGGUCAGCAGGAAGCACAAGGCACUGCAGGCUGCAGACGGCAGCGCCGGCUCCCGGGCGCGGAGACGCUGCCGCCCCAGCGCCCCAGCGCCCCAGCGCCCCGAGGAUAGGAGCCUGUCCGAGCCCCGCGGUGUUCUCCUCGUCCAUAAGCAGGUGUACUUUUUAUUUCAGGGAAUCCUUUAGUAUCAUCAAUGGUGCCACGUUGAACAUGCCCCAAACCAACCAAAUCCCGCCCUCGCUGGGGCAGAGCGCGCGUCGAUCCCACGGCAUUCCAAAGACAGAAACUUCUUACUCCACGUGACUCUCUCCUUGGAAGUUAUUUAUAUGUUCUGUGUAUAAAUACGUAUGUACAUAUGCAGAUAUAUGGGCCUCUGUGUGGCUGAACAGUAUAUUUUGUAAAUAAGCACUAUCCCUGUUACAGAGCGAGCGACAGACAGCAUUUUUACCUCCAACGAGCACUUCAGAUCAGUAUUCAUUCAUUUUGUUAAUAAAGAAACGGACAUCCUCGUCAUUGUGACAUAAAGCUGGGGUUGCUUUUUUUGUGUUUGUUUUUCCUAAGAAUAAUUGCCUUUAUUUUUCUCAUUGCCUCAGUGGUUUCAGAAGAGAGCAGUUUUAUUAUAAAUAUUGUAUGGACUUUGUAUAUUAAGAGAGGAGCUCAUUUCAGAUUCCUGAAGAGAGACAUUUCACUGUUAUUUUUUGA
Budorcas taxicolor (takin) is the source of this 6606-nucleotide messenger RNA. It is a transcript of the gene ZNF236, whose product is annotated as zinc finger protein 236. Gene Ontology annotation, cellular component: nucleus. The record is from RefSeq and is a predicted model, not a curated record. Lineage: Eukaryota; Metazoa; Chordata; Mammalia; Artiodactyla; Bovidae. Gene Ontology annotation, molecular function: DNA-binding transcription factor activity, RNA polymerase II-specific; RNA polymerase II cis-regulatory region sequence-specific DNA binding. Gene Ontology annotation, biological process: regulation of transcription by RNA polymerase II. Bases 1 to 5835 code for a protein of 1944 amino acids. The transcript is spliced from 34 exons.